Molecule: messenger RNA, 2214 nt
Organism: Kalmanozyma brasiliensis GHG001
Lineage: Eukaryota; Fungi; Basidiomycota; Ustilaginomycetes; Ustilaginales
Product: Cation/H+ exchanger
Exons: 1
Coding region: 1-2214 (737 amino acids)
Biological process (GO): regulation of membrane potential; sodium ion export across plasma membrane; intracellular potassium ion homeostasis
Cellular component (GO): plasma membrane
Molecular function (GO): sodium:proton antiporter activity
Source: RefSeq, a predicted model, not a curated record
AUGCCGGCGCACAUCAUCGAGGUAGACCUGACGCAGGUCUCCAAGUCGCUCGCAGUGCUUGGCGGCUUCAUCGUCAUCUACGGUCUCCUCUCCUACGUCGUCAAGGAGCGACUCUACCUCUCGGAGCCGCUGCUUGCCGUGACCGCCGGCAUCAUCGUUGGCCCCUACGUGCUCGACUGGGUCGAUCCCACCAGUUGGGGCAAUGCUGAAGAGACCAACUACGUCACCUACACCUUUACGCGCAUCGUCGUGGGCAUUCAGGUGCUUUUCUGCGGAAUAUCGCUGCCGAAAGCGUAUCUGUGGAGAGAGAAGCUCUCGCUCAGCAUUUUGCUGUUUGGCAUCAUGACGACGGCUUGGUUUGCCACAGCGCUGUUGAUCUGGGGCAUCAUUCCCAACUUGACCUUCUUGGAGAGCCUCUGCAUCGCAGCAGCUGUGACGCCUACGGAUCCUGUGCUGGCCAACUCCAUCACCACGGGUCGAUACGCCGAGAAGCACGUUCCUGCUAAUGUGCGCAACAUUAUCGUCGCCGAGUCAGGCGCCAACGACGGUCUCGGAUUUCCGUUCCUCUACCUCGCCAUCUAUCUGCUCGCACGAACCGGUGAAGACAAGGGCUACAGCGUCGGCAAAGAGAUCGGACGAUGGAUGUAUGCCGUCGUCGUCUAUCAGAUUCUUCUCUCGAUCGCCUUUGGCUCGCUCAUCGGCUACCUCGCCCGGAAGUCGCUGAAAUGGGCCGAGUCGAGGUCGUACAUCGACAAAGCCAACUUCUUCGCCUAUGGCCUUGGGCUCGCCUUCUUCACCCUGGGCACCACGGGCUUGUUCGGGUCAGACGAUAUCCUCGCGUGCUUCAUCGCAGGCAACUCGUUCACCUGGGACGACUGGUUCCGCAUCCGAACCGAGGACAACGACUUCCAAGAGAUCAUCGAUACCGUGCUCAACAUGGCCGUGUUCGUCUAUAUUGGAGCCAUCAUCCCGUGGGAUGACUACUCGAGCCCCGACCUCCAGCUGACGGGCUGGCGAGUCGUGGUUCUGGGUAUCACCGUGCUCCUCCUUCGACGUCCGCCGUGGGUCAUCGCCGCUACAAAGGCCAUUCCGGCGCUGCGCGAUUUUAAGGAGUCCUCAUUCGCCGGUUGGUUCGGGCCUAUCGGCGUCGGUGCUGUGUUUUACAUCCAAGUCGCGCUCAAACAGCUUCCGGACGAUGGCACGCGCGAUCGCCUCCGUGCUGUCUACUCGCCCCUGGUGCUGUUCAUGGUCUUCUCCUCCGUUCUCACGCACGGUAUCACCAUUCCGAUCUCCAAACUUGGACCAGGUGUCAUGCGUCGUACUGCGACACUGACGCAGACGCGCUCGAUCACGUUCUCUCGACCCAUGAGCCGCAACAACACCAUCCCCGCGCAACGCGACGGCUCCCCCGAAGAGGGCUCGUCGGACAACUCGGAUGCGGGCCGCCCGCCUGCUUCCUCGCACGGGUCUUCGCGCGGUCACGUCGGGUUCGAUCCCUCCGGCAAGCCGCUCUGGAACCCGCUCGUCGCGGUGGGCGACUGGGCCGUGCACGUGCUCGCCUUUUGGCAAAAGGACAGCUUUUGGCGCAAAGACGUGGCCCCCGGCAAACACAAUGCGCUUGCGCACCACGGGAAAGGCGUGGAGAAGUCCAACAUCUCCGCUCCUAGCGCUCCGGUCAAACAGAGGAGUGUCGAGGAGGACGCACUCAGGCGUGCUAUCAACGCGAUUGGCGAGGUGGGAGCAGAUGGGGAGCAAAUGAAGCCGCGUCUGCCGCCUCCCGCACUGCAGCUCCCCACGAGUGGGAACGGUAUGCCAAGUUCUAUCCUGCAGAACCCUUCGACGGCCAAAGCAGAGGAGAAGCCGGAAAUGGCCAAGUUGACCAGAACUGUCUCUCCCCGUCGCUUUGCCAUUUUGAGGGCGUUCGAUAAGGAGAUGAGCUCCGAGAGGAAGGAGGCGCAGACCGAGGCCAAGGAGGGGUGGGAGAAGGGAGAGGAGCGAGAGAGGAAGAGAUUGGCAGAGAUGUUGGUGAGGAGCGGGUUGGUGAUCGAGAAAGAGAAGCAACAGGGUGGCGAGACGGAAGGGGUCACCGAGCUUCGAGGCGAGGUAGGAGAAGGAGGAGAAGGAGGAGGAGACGCGGAGGGUGCAGCGAGAGAGGUCGAGCAGGAUGCUCAGUCGACCCACUCGUCCCAACGAAGGACGCUCCGCUUCAUUUGA